Messenger RNA from Tremella mesenterica DSM 1558, 843 nucleotides. RefSeq lists its product as uncharacterized. The transcript has 9 exons. Gene Ontology annotation, molecular function: zinc ion binding; DNA binding. The record is from RefSeq and is a predicted model, not a curated record. Bases 1 to 843 code for a protein of 280 amino acids. Lineage: Eukaryota; Fungi; Basidiomycota; Tremellomycetes; Tremellales; Tremellaceae.
AUGCCAGCUUACAGAUUAGAAGUAGCUAGUAGCAACAGAGCACAGUGUAAUGGUGGCAAACCAUGCAAGGGGACAAAAAUUGAGAAAGGCUCUUUGCGUCUGGGCACAUGGGUAACAUUCCAAGAACGAGGUACUUUCAAAUGGCGUCAUUGGGGUUGUACGACACCUGCUGUUCUCAGUAACAUUCAUGGACAAUUCGAAGAAGCAACAGAGAUAGAUGGGUUUGAUGAACUAUCUCCAGAUUACCAGGAAAAAGUUGUCAAAGCCUUCAAAGACGGUCAUGUGGCGGAAGAAGAUAUUCCGGAAAGUGCAAAGGUCCCAAAUGGGGGUGAUGGUGAAGACGGCGAUAUACCAUCUUCCAGUCCCGUGAAAAAGAAAACGCCCAAAAAGACCCCCAAAGAUAAAGAAGAGGUUGACGUAGACGGCUCUAAGUCUACAAAAACGACGGCAAAGGCUAGGGCAAGUAAGAAAGAGGAAGCGGAGACAUUUACUGGUAGUGCGGGUGAUGAUGAUGAUGUUCCUAAGAAAACCAGACCCAAAGCUCCUAAAGGGAAAAAGUCAAAGUCAGAACCUGAACCUGAAUCAAGUGACGAAGAGGAGGAGAAACCUAAGAAAGAGAGUCAGAAAGAAAAGGGCAAGAAGGGAAAAAUAAUCGAAGAUGAAGAAGAGGAAGAGGAGAAACCUAAGAGUAAGGGGAAAUCGACAAGUAAAAGAGGAAAAAAUAUCAAAGAUGAAGACGAAGAUGAAGAUGUCAAGCCUGCUAGUAAAAAGGCGAAAUUGUCCAGUAAACCCACUAAGAAAGCCAAGAAGGCCAAGGAGGAGUCGGAGGAUGAGGAUGAGUGA